Messenger RNA from Papilio machaon (common yellow swallowtail), 2239 nucleotides. RefSeq names its product Hermansky-Pudlak syndrome 1 protein homolog (gene HPS1). The coding region runs from base 197 to 1969 and encodes 590 amino acids. Lineage: Eukaryota; Metazoa; Arthropoda; Insecta; Lepidoptera; Papilionidae. The record is from RefSeq and is a predicted model, not a curated record. Gene Ontology annotation, molecular function: guanyl-nucleotide exchange factor activity. The transcript is spliced from 11 exons. Gene Ontology annotation, biological process: vesicle-mediated transport. Gene Ontology annotation, cellular component: BLOC-3 complex.
GUCAAUCAUCUGCUCUUUUCUGUCAGAUACGGAUCAGAGUCAGGGAGAAAUUUCGAUUGAAUUCGUUAUGAAUUUGUAUCUGUAAUUUAAUUUAAACAACUGAACAAUCAAAAUACACAAACAAAUUAUUUGUUAGUGAAAAUUAAAUCCUCCAGUUACCUUAUCUUAAUCGACAAAACCACAUAUUUUGUAAAACAUGAAAGCUACCCUGAUAUUCGACAGUGUAAACAACUUGUUGUUUUCAAAAUGGGAUGAUUCUUUUUUACAGCGUAUGAAAUCUCUAAAUGAACAGAGUUCCGAUGGGAAUAUUACUGAUAGUUAUAAUGUUGCUCAAUUGUUGUCACCGAUAAUAACAUCACAGCGCAUUAUGGCUGCACAGUUUGGUAAUACUUAUUCCUCCAUGCAAUGUAAGGAUGACACCGUUAUAGUCUUUGAUGAGUUCCUUGACCAUGUAUUUAUGAUCAUUACAAAGGAUGAUAUUGAUGAUGCUCAAAGAGAGCUAUUGGAUUGCAAAACAUUGGUACAGCAUAUCUGUGGACAAAAUAUAGAUUUGUUGCAUUCCCCUGUAUACCAGGGUUGGUUGUCGGUGUUACUCGAAAGCCGUACCAAGGGUGACUCCAUACCUGGAGCUAGUGGAGUGAUUGGUGAGAGUGGAGCCACCGCCUCUGCACUAAAUGCUCUCAAAUCUAUUUCAAAGGAGAUCAAGUGCGCAUCUUAUCAACAUUACCAUCUAAUAUUGUUUGUUGGUGAUAAAAUGUUGGCUUUGUAUUCAAGCCGUGGAAGUGAAGAUCUAAUGCCGCCAGAUCUUAUUCUGCUCAGUUUCCAAUGUAUUGCUGCACAGGAACAUUGGAGGAAUGCAAACAGAUCUGAUACUAAUACUGCAUCAAAUUCUUGGCUACCGUGGUUGUCAGAAGAGAAUAGUGCGAUCGUAAACCUGUGCGCGGGCGGUGCGGUGGUGCCGUGCGCGCCGCAUUCCUUGCACAUAGCGGAGGUAGCGCCGCGCAUUGUGUUUCUUGUCUUGGUUGAUAUGGAGAUGAGGGACAUAGGCAUUGCUGCUCACAUGUCCAGCCAGAUACUGUCUAACCUGGAAAGACUCUUACUGCAAAGAAACUUGGAAAUGCUACCCAACACAUUAGAUAACCUGGAAGCUGCAGUUAAGAAGACUACAGAUGCUCUACGUAAGAACAAAUCGAACGGCAACUUAUGCGCGAGACUUACCAGCCGUAUGCUGGAACUUCGCAAGUCGUGUACCACCACGACACCCCUCACGCCGGAGACCACGGCCACGGCCAUGAGGACCGCACUUGACGCACUGCUCGACCAUCUCAAACCAGACAUACCCAGUCUGAAGAUGGACCAGCCAUUGAAAGACCUCACCAAUACUUUAGCGCCAUACAUCGAGUUUUUACGCGUCAAAGCAAUGAGAUACUUCAGCAUGGGAUCGAGCGAGACGGAUGCGAGUUCCCUAACGCUGCACAAGUAUCUGUCGGAGUUCCCCGGCCUCGUGCACUUCGUGUACGUGGACCGCACCACCGGCCGCUUCCUCGCCCCCGACAUGGCAGACUGCGCCCACAUGCUCAACCCCCACACUGUGCGCGCUAUCGUGUCCCGCGCGCUGUCGUCGUUCCGCGAAGGCUACGGGGGCGCGGCAUGGCGACGUGGCGCGCUGCACGCCUGCGCGCUGCAGUGGUGGGAGCGGCGCGGCGUGCCCGUGCGCCCCGCGCGUCCGCCGCACCCCGCCGCCGCGCGCGCACUGCCCCCGCCCGGCGACCUGCGCGCCGCCUUCUACAGGCAACUCGUGGACUUGGCCUUCCCCACGGACAGUCAAGGGGUGAGCAUCAAGGAGCUAAUCUGCAUCCACCUGGGGUUGGUGCCGGCGGCCACGGCGGUGCAGCAGGCUCGCCGGCUGGCGCACUCCGUACACGAGCUCGCUGGCUACAAGCCGACGCUCGCCGCCGACUUGCUGUAGACCUAGACCGUAAGUCUAUAAUGGAGAAAUUUUGUCGCUGAACCCUCUCCGCUACCAUAUCUCGUUAUGUAUACAGGUGACAUCAUCGGCAAACUUUCCGAACGUGGAUAUUACCACUGGUCAAUAUUCCAUUUCUUUCGGCAUUCUGAAGUGAGUAAUUUAUUAUUGCUUUAUUUAGCGAAUUAAGUAAUGAGUUAUAAGAUCUAAAUCUGUCAUGUCUUUGUGAUAAUAAUAAAUAACAUUAGUGUUUAUCAAUAUUGCAUUGUAGUG